AUAUAUAUACCGUAGUACUUUCUUACAUUCUAAAAAGAAAAAGAAUUUCUAGGGUCGGGGCACACACUGUUUGAACAUUCAUUCAUUCAUAUUCGUGGUUGAAGCAAAACCUACUCAUCAAUUCCAUUAUUCCUCAUCAAUCAGAUCUCGUCACUCUCCGAUCUUCAAAUCCCCAACAACAAUGGUCAGAGGAUUUCUCAACAAACUCCUCUCCGUCGCCGGCAAAUGGCAGACCCAACAGCUCCGCCGCCUCAACAUCCACGAGUAUCAGGGUGCCGAACUUAUGAGCAAAUACGGGGUUAACGUUCCGAGAGGUGUCGCUGUUUCUUCCGUUGAAGAAACCCGAAAAGCCAUCAAAGAGGCAUUCCCCAAUCAAAACGAGUUGGUGGUUAAGAGUCAAAUUUUAGCCGGUGGACGAGGUUUGGGGACUUUUACAAGUGGCCUUAAGGGAGGAGUACAUAUUGUUAAGACUGAUCAGGUUGAAGACAUAGCUGGGAAGAUGCUUGGGCAGAUACUAGUUACAAAACAGACAGGUCCUCAGGGAAAAGUUGUCAGCAAGGUUUACUUGUGUGAAAAGCUGUCGCUUGUGAAUGAGAUGUACUUUGCUAUAACUCUGGAUCGUAAGACUGCUGGUCCAAUUAUUAUUGCUUGUAGAAAGGGAGGAACGAGCAUUGAAGACCUUGCAGAGAAAUUUCCAGACAUGAUUGUAAAGGUGCCUAUUGAUGUUUUUGAAGGAAUUACCGAUGAAGAUGCUGCAAAGGUUGUUGAUGGUUUGGCUCCCAAAGUGGCAGAUAGAAAUCAAUCCAUUGAACAAGUGAAGAAUUUGUAUAAACUUUUUGUUGAUUCUGACUGCACUCUUUUGGAAAUCAAUCCCAUGGCCGAGACAGCUGAUAACCAACUAGUGGCUGCUGAUGCUAAGUUGAAUUUUGAUGAUAAUGCUGCAUAUCGCCAGAAAGAGAUAUUCAAACUUCGUGAUACAACACAAGAGGAUCCUCGAGAGGUGACUGCUGCAAAGGCGGAUUUAAAUUAUAUUGGGUUAGAUGGAGAAAUUGGAUGCAUGGUGAAUGGCGCAGGGUUAGCAAUGGCCACAAUGGAUAUAAUCAAGUUACAUGGGGGUACUCCUGCCAAUUUUCUGGAUGUAGGUGGCAAUGCCUCUGAAGGCCAGGUGGUUGAAGCAUUUAAGAUAUUGACUGCUGAUGACAAAGUGAAGGCGAUUUUGGUUAACAUCUUUGGUGGUAUAAUGAAGUGUGAUGUUAUAGCAAGUGGAAUAGUAAAUGCUGCAAAACAGGUUGACCUAAAAGUACCGGUAAUAGUUCGUCUUGAAGGCACCAAUGUUGAUCAAGGGAAAAGAAUUUUGAAGGAAAGUGGUAUGGCACUAAUAACGGCUGAAGAUUUGGAUGAUGCAGCUCAGAAAGCAGUGAAAGCUUACAAAUGAAGGGUUAAUUUUGUUGAAAUUUUAAAACCAGUUUAGUUAAAACAUUAUUUUCCGAGUUAUCAAUUAUUAGACUAGAAGGGAAUAGAUACAAGAAAUCUUCUUCUCAUUGAAGCCGCAAUGGCUAUUAAAGCAUUUCAAAUAAGUAAACAACACUUUCUACAUUAUUGUUCAAUUAGGUUUAUGCACAUGAUUACGUGGCUUCUCUUUUACAUUUCAAGAUAGGUUGAGUUCUCUCUGAUCUUUAUGUGAAUAACAUGAAAAUGUUCACUUGUGAACUUACGAAGCAAGACUAGCUUAUUAUGGUAUUAUAUUUCUAUAGUUUAUUAUCUAAAA
This is a messenger RNA of Trifolium pratense (red clover), 1768 nucleotides long. RefSeq names its product succinate--CoA ligase [ADP-forming] subunit beta, mitochondrial. The record is from RefSeq and is a predicted model, not a curated record. NCBI's taxonomy places the organism in Eukaryota, Viridiplantae, Streptophyta, Magnoliopsida, Fabales, Fabaceae. Gene Ontology annotation, biological process: succinyl-CoA metabolic process; tricarboxylic acid cycle. The transcript has 12 exons. The coding region runs from base 182 to 1435 and encodes 417 amino acids. Gene Ontology annotation, molecular function: succinate-CoA ligase (ADP-forming) activity; metal ion binding; ATP binding. Gene Ontology annotation, cellular component: succinate-CoA ligase complex; mitochondrion.